Messenger RNA from Colletotrichum godetiae, 330 nucleotides. RefSeq lists its product as uncharacterized. The coding region runs from base 1 to 330 and encodes 109 amino acids. The record is from RefSeq and is a predicted model, not a curated record. The transcript has a single exon. Lineage: Eukaryota; Fungi; Ascomycota; Sordariomycetes; Glomerellales; Glomerellaceae.
AUGGCACGUUCAGCUGAGCUACGAAAGAUCGUUCUUGUUGCCUUUUCAACAACUGCCGUCCGCAUCGCCAGAAUCGACGAGACGCAGAUCGCCGAUCAAAAGCUGAUGCCCUCAGUGGCCUGUUCACCCUUUGAAAAGUCGGUGGAUGGUUUGCGGUCACUACAGACGAUCAUUUCGGAUAUGGGGGAGGACGACGAUCCAGAGGACGCAUCGAAGCAAGCGAAAGCCCUUCUGCAAUCAAUCGUACCUCUCAUGUCCAUCGUCAGGCGAAGGCUUAGCGGUAUCAGCAUGGAGGGCAGUGAGGGUGCACGUAACCCUCACCGACGCUGA